Molecule: messenger RNA, 633 nt
Organism: Penicilliopsis zonata CBS 506.65
Lineage: Eukaryota; Fungi; Ascomycota; Eurotiomycetes; Eurotiales; Aspergillaceae
Exons: 2
Coding region: 29-508 (159 amino acids)
Source: RefSeq, a predicted model, not a curated record
AUCACUUUUAAAGAAAAGAAAAAAAAAAAUGGCCUCGCCGCAAACAACACAACGCCUCCUCCGCGAGCUGAAAGAGUACGCGGCCUCCCCCAACGACGCGCUGCUGCACCUUGGUCCCGUCACAGACAACGACCUGUUAGACUGGGAGGCUGUUCUCAAGGGAGUCAAAGACAGUCCUUACGAGGGCGGCCUGUGGGCUUUACGAAUCCGCAUCCCAGAAACAUACCCCCUCACCCCCCCGAGCAUCCGAUUCACCACCCGCAUCUGCCACCCGAACAUCCAUUUUGAAACGGGCGAGAUCUGUCUGACGCUGUUGACUUCGGAGCACUGGAGUCCCGUGUACACGCUGUCGACGACCUUGACGGCCGUGCAGCAGUUGUUGACGGAUCCGCGGCCGGACUCGCCGUUGAAUCUGGAUGUCGCGAAUCUCCUGCGCAACGGCGAUGUCGCGGGGUGGGAGAGUCUGGUCAGAUAUUUUACUAUGGAAGAGCGGUGGAACAUGAACUAGUGAUAGUCUACUACUAGUUACUACUAGUACGGUAUAUAUAUAUAUAUAUAUAAUGAAUGAUGACUGAUUAGAAGUUGGAAGUGAAGUACAGAGAUUCAUUAUAGGACAAUCAUAUCUAUAUUCAG